UCAGCCUGUCUUUGUAGGGGAGGUGCUACCUAAAAUCAGAGCCCCUGCAACGUGCAGUCAUGGGUCUGUUUACCUGUGCACAAGUGUAAUCAUACAGCUGUGUGCCCACGUGUCCGUGUGGUCGUGUACCCCAUGUACCCAUGCACCUGUGUGCCCACACACCCAAGUACACGUGUAACCUCAUACUCAUGUACCCCUGUACCUGCAUACUCAUGUAUCUGUGCACCCAUGCACCUGUGCACUUCCACACCCCUCUAUACAGAUACCUGUGCACCCCUGUUCCCGUGUCCCUAUGCAUCUGUGCCUCUGUGUGCCCAUAACUGUGCACCCACCACCCACAUACCCAGCAUCUCACCACCUGUCCCUUUGGACACUUGCAGCACCCCCUGCCCAUAGGCUCUGUGGGGAACAGAGCAGCCACCUCACCCCACCCGUCCCGUGACCCACAGCAGAGGUGUUAUAAUUAUCCUCUCCCCUGCAGCUGCCAAUAUUUACAGGUCUCCCUGUGCACUGGUGCUGUGAUUUGGAAGAACACCCUGUUUACUGGUGUGCCAGCUGACAGCCGGGCAAUGUGAUCGGUGCCGCUCCCAGCAGGGGCAGUUUGAAGGGGCCACGCUCCUGUUUUCCUGUUGAUGUUUCUGGGUCAGGUUUUGCAAACAAGCACAGGGCACGGCCGGGCAGGCAGGCUGUGCAGCAUGGUGCUGCUGUCCUCGGUGACCUCCUUGCAGGCUGCUAUAUGGAUUUUUGGGGUGCAGAGAAGCGUGAGGAGGGGAGGCUGCAUGCACCAAGCACACGUGCUGCAUCCCCCGUGUGCUGCGGUUCAGCUCAAAAGCCAUCAGCUGCCCUGCAGGUGCUUUGCACCCCACAAGUAGUCACAUUUUGGGGGGUUCAAAGGGCAAUGCUCCAUGCAAACCCCCAGCCUGGUGCUUUCUCAUCCCAACUCCACACAGCACCGACCCCCCCGGGUCCCCCGGUGUCCCCCAGCAGGGCCAUACGGACAGCAUGUCCCCAGCUUGUUUACUGCGGCCGCGCGCCUCGAUUGUCACCGCCAUGUGACAGGUGAUGCCUUCAGACAGCCGAGCCAGCUCCACGUGACUGCUGGGCAAUGGAUAAAAGCUGCGCGAGGGGCUCCGGCAGCAGAACUGGGGUUGCUCUGAGGAGGAGCAGUAGUGCCGUACCGAUGGAUUUCCAGCCCAGCAUCCUGCGCGAUGGCAGCCCCAUGGAGAGCCUGGAGAAGCAGCUGCUGUGCCCCAUCUGCCUGGAGAUGUUCAGCAAGCCUGUGGUGAUCCUGCCCUGCCAGCACAAUCUCUGCCGCAAGUGUGCCAACGACAUCUUCCAGGCUGCCAAUCCGUACUGGCAGAGCAGAGGCAGCAGCAUCAUUUCGGGGGGCCGGUUCCGCUGCCCUACGUGCCGCCACGAGGUCCUGCUGGACCGCCACGGUGUCUACGGGCUGCAGAGGAACCUGCUGGUGGAGAACAUCAUCGACAUCUACAAGCAGGAGUUCUCCAGCAGGCCGCUCAAGAAGGGGGAGCACCCCAUGUGCAAGGAGCACGAGGAUGAGAGGAUCAACAUCUACUGCGUCACCUGCGAAGUCCCCACCUGCUCCAUGUGCAAGGUCUUCGGUGCUCACAAGGACUGUGAAGUGGCCCCUCUGCAGAGCAUCUUCCAGGGCCAAAAGAGCGAGCUGAACAACUGCAUUUCCAUGCUAGUGGCGGGGAACGACCGCAUCCAGACCAUCAUCUCCCAGCUGGAGGAUUCCUGCCGCAGCACUGAGGAGAACAGCGAGGCGGCCAAGCAGGAGCUCUGUGCACGUUUUGAUGCGUUUGCAGCGCUGCUGGAGGAGAAGAAGACGGAGCUGCUGGGACGCAUCACCCGUGAGCAGGAGGACAAGACAGGCUUUGUGCAGGGCCUCAUCCACAAGUACAAGGAACAGCUGGAGAAAUCCAGCCGGCUGGUAGAGACGGCCAUCCAGGCCAUGGAGGAGACCGGCGGGGCCGCCUUCCUCAUGAAUGCCAAGCAGCUCAUUAAAACGAUUGUGGAGGCCUCCAAGGGUGGCAGGCUGGAGAAGAUUGAGCAAGGUUAUGAGAACAUGGACGCCUUCACAGUCAGUCUUGAGCACCUCGCCGAUGCCGUCCGCGCCCUGGACUUUGAGCCAGAUGAGGAAGAUGAGUUCUAUGAGGAGGUAGAAGAAGAUACAGGAGACACAGAACCCGAAAGGGUGGUGGAAGCCCCCCAGUAGGACGCAGGAUGUCCAGGACAGAACCUGGGGACACGCUGACGGGGCCAGCCAUCCAGCUCCAGUACAGGACACUUUUCUAUACGGGUGCCAAGAGGACUAUUCCGCACAUUUUAUAUGUUCCUUGUUUUGUAUAUAAUUGUAAUGGAGUUG
Messenger RNA from Phasianus colchicus (ring-necked pheasant), 2389 nucleotides. It is a transcript of the gene TRIM63, whose product is annotated as tripartite motif containing 63. Gene Ontology annotation, molecular function: zinc ion binding. Gene Ontology annotation, cellular component: cytoplasm. Gene Ontology annotation, biological process: regulation of microtubule cytoskeleton organization. Lineage: Eukaryota; Metazoa; Chordata; Aves; Galliformes; Phasianidae. The record is from RefSeq and is a predicted model, not a curated record.